AUGACAGCAGAAGAUAAGGAAGGUGUUCCACGAUUCGGAGACACCAUGCAAAUAAGACUGCUGCAAAAGACCAUGGAGGUCACGUAUAUGAUACAAGACGUACACAAAUACCUAGAGAGAACGUGGCAGCAGAGGAUGAGGGAGCUGCUGCACUAUUCGAAGAAGCUGUCUCACAAACGUUUCAAGGAAACCUCUGAUCCUACUCACUACGCGAUCUUCCAGCGACUUAGAGCCCAAUGUACUGUUCUUGUUUCUCAGUGUCGUCGUAAGCUCCUGGAUCGCAUCAAUGAUUCAGUGUCGAACAACCCUAAAAGUUUUUGGAGCUAUUUCUCUCCUACACAAUUCUUCCAAUCCUAUCUUCGGGGUCGAACGCUGAGUGUGAGGUGUGGUACUGCUAUUUCUCACCCCAUUAGUGCUGAGUCAGGAGUUCCUCAAGGGUCACAUCUGGGACCUUUCCUUUUCAACCUCUUCAUCAACGACAUUGGUGAUGCCCUGACCGCCAAACAUCUUUUAUUUGCUGAUGAUGUGAAGUUUUUUCUGGAAUCAUCCUCGGGCCAUGAUGUGGACCGUCUCAGGUCGUCAUUAAGGGCAGUGGAGCACUGGUGUUUUGAAAACUCUAUGGACCUGAACAUAUCUAAAUGUUCAGUUAUGACCUUUUCCAGAUCUCGGAAUCCACUUUUUCAUGACUAUUACCUUGGCAGCGAACUUCUCCAUAGAGUCUGGAAGAUGAAGGACCUUGGUGUCAUAACUACUUCAACUCUCCAUCCCGAUGAGCAUGUGCGGUUCAUUUGCAGGAGAGCCAACUCCACGCUUGGCUUCGUCUUUCGUUUCUCUGGGGGGCUGCAUGUUGACUCUCUAGUAACAUUGUAUAAGACACUAGUGCGUCCGCUCCUGGAGUACAACUCUUCUGUGUGGGCUCCGUAUCAAUCUACUCUCAUAUCGGAUAUUGAGAGAGUCCAGGUCCGAUUCAUCAGAGUUGUUGGCUGCCGAAUGGGAUACAACUACCUUGAAGUCCCUGUACCACUACUGAAGUCUCACUUCCGUCUUCAUGACUUAGACAUUCGCAGAAGGAUUCAAGACUCAGUUCUCCUCAUGAAGUUGAUCAAUGGUGUUGUGGGCUGCCCUGAGCUGUUACAGGAGCUUCCUUUUCACAUUCCUGGUCGUACAAGAUCCCAGGAUUUGUUUGAGAGGCUUCAGUACUCUACGUUAUACCAGCAACGCAGUACGCUCCCACGCCUUUUACAACUCGGCAAUGAGAUAAGUGGAUCUGUGGACUUUUUCUCUCCUGGUGUGGCUCGAUUUCGUAGCCAAGCUGUGCGCCUUCUUACUGCAAAUGAUGGAGUUAGUGAUGAGUGA
Molecule: messenger RNA, 1356 nt
Organism: Homalodisca vitripennis (glassy-winged sharpshooter)
Lineage: Eukaryota; Metazoa; Arthropoda; Insecta; Hemiptera; Cicadellidae
Exons: 3
Coding region: 1-1356 (451 amino acids)
Source: RefSeq, a predicted model, not a curated record